Biomphalaria glabrata is the source of this 768-nucleotide messenger RNA. RefSeq lists its product as uncharacterized. The record is from RefSeq and is a predicted model, not a curated record. The transcript has 2 exons. The coding region runs from base 1 to 768 and encodes 255 amino acids. Lineage: Eukaryota; Metazoa; Mollusca; Gastropoda; Planorbidae.
AUGACCUCGUCCAAACCAACUGGGCAAGCAACACUAUCUAGACUAUGUGAUAUGACCUCGUCCAAACCAACUGGGCAAGCAACACUAUCUAGACUAUGUGAUAUGACCUCGUCCAAACCAACUGGGCAAACAACACUAUCUAGACUAUGUGAUAUGACCUCGUCCAAACCAACUGGGCAAGCAACACUAUCUAGACUAUGUGAUAUGACCUCUUCCAAACCAACUGGGCAAACAACACUAUCUAGACUAUGUGAUAUGACCUCGUCCAAACCAACUGGGCAAACAACACUAUCUAGACUAUGUGAUAUGACCUCGUCCAAACCAACUGGGCAAGCAACACUAUCUAGACUAUGUGAUAUGACCUCGUCCAAACCAACUGGGCAAGCAACACUAUCUAGACUAUGUGAUAUGACCUCGUCCAAACCAACUGGUUCAACCAACAGCGACUGGGCCAUCCUAAGUUCAACCAACAGCGACUGGGCCAUCCUAAGUUCAACCAAAAGCGACUGGGCCAUCCUAAGUUCAACCAACAGCGGCUGGGCCAUCCUAAGUUCAACCAACAGCGACUGGGCCAUCCUAAGUUCAACCAACAGCGACUGGGCCAUCCUAAGUUUAACCAACAGCGAUUGGGCCAUCCUAAGUUCAACCAACAGCGACUGGGCCAUCCUAAGUUUAACCAACAGCGAUUGGGCCAUCCUAAGUUCAACCAAAAGCGACUUAGCCAAGGUUCUCAGGUGGAGUCGUGGAGUUCACACUUUCCAACGCUGA